Messenger RNA from Symbiodinium natans, 777 nucleotides. The record is from the annotation of a GenBank genome assembly. Lineage: Eukaryota; Dinophyceae; Suessiales; Symbiodiniaceae.
AUGAAGAUCCGCCACGAUUCUUCCGCAAAGGCGUUCACGACCAACCGUGAUCGCAAGCAAAGAGAGAAGCAGCGGAAGGAGCGGAUAUCGAAUCCUGAAGUCAUUGCACGAGAUAUUCCAUUCAACCCCAUGUUGAUGUCGCUGCUGGUGGAGGAGAUGCGCCGACAAGUUCUGGGAUCUGUCACGCUCUUCCUGAACAUUCUAGCAUGUCUAGCACAUGAUGAGCCCAAGCCCCAUGAUCACACGGCCGGGCGGCGCAACGUGAAAGGUGCAGCGAUUGGUGCAAAGUUUCUCCAAUUUCUGGCCUCCCUCUUAGUUCAGGUGGCCACCCGUGGCCCUCCCCCUGCCGACGAUGCGACGGACCCCCUCCAGCGCCUGCGCUCCCGCGUAUUCUGCGCGGCCGACAAGCUGGGAAGCUUGCUGGAGGCAGUGGCCUUGCACACAGCUGAAGCUUGCAGUCAGCGCGACCUCUUGACGAGCUGCGCCUGCUUGGCGGCGGCGCUGGUGCAAGAAAGUGGCCAGCCGGAAGGAUGUUCUGAGGAUCAUUUUACGUUGACUUGCCGCUUUCUGGUAACGAACGGCUUCGACGAAAGCAACCUCAGUCGCUUGGAGGAUCAUGUGACGCUGGCACUUCCUAGGCAUCCUCAUGGAUAUUUGCAUGUCAUUGACGAUUAUUCAUCAAACAAUUGCAUUGGCUGGGGAAGAUCAGUGACGUCAAGCCUUGGCAACCUUAGCCUUUGGCAUGCCAAAGCGAGAAGCAACCAGCAACCGGGAUAG